AUGAUAAAGGCCGUAGUUAUUUGCAAUACCAGUGGAAAACCACGACUCAUUAAAUUUUAUGAUGAAACUAGCGAAAGUCAGAAACAAGAGUUUCUCCGAGAAACAUAUUCUCUUCUUCAUAGGCGGACCAACAGCUCUUGCAAUUUCCUCGAAGCCCCAACAGUACAUAAUUCACAGAGGAUAAUCUACAGACAAUACUCCACCAUUUACAUAGUUUUCUGUGUGGACCUCUCUGAGAGUGAAUUGGGCAUACUAGAUCUCAUCCAAGUAUUUGUUGAUUUGUUGGACAAAACUUUUGAAAAUGUCUGUGAAUUGGAUCUUAUCUUUAAUGCUGAUAAGGUACAUUAUCUUCUCAACGAACUUAUUUGCGGUGGAAUCGUACUAGAGACCAAUCACACAGAAAUUCUUAGUCGUCUGAAUGAACAGCAGCACUUAGGUGGCGGUUCUACGGAUUCCACCAACUCCAGCACCCCAAAGACCUCUUUCCUCUCCAACAGGAUACUUUCUGGUGUGAGGGCUGGUUCCAAUAUCAUCACCUCUGUCGUCCCUUCCACUUCCGCAAGAGGGUGGGCCUCAGCGCUGGCAUCUUCUGCUACUUCUCUGCGCAUUUCCAACAGGUUGGGUUUUCAAAACAUCUCAGAGGGCUCCGAGGAACAAAAUGUGCAGGGCUCGAAGGAGUCCAAAAAACUUUGUUUGUAA
This is a messenger RNA of Echinococcus granulosus, 699 nucleotides long. Its product is annotated as AP-3 complex subunit sigma-1. The record is from RefSeq and is a predicted model, not a curated record. The transcript has 4 exons. Lineage: Eukaryota; Metazoa; Platyhelminthes; Cestoda; Cyclophyllidea; Taeniidae. Gene Ontology annotation, biological process: vesicle-mediated transport; protein transport. Gene Ontology annotation, cellular component: intracellular membrane-bounded organelle. Bases 1 to 699 code for a protein of 232 amino acids.